Arabis nemorensis is the source of this 915-nucleotide messenger RNA. The record is from the annotation of a GenBank genome assembly. NCBI's taxonomy places the organism in Eukaryota, Viridiplantae, Streptophyta, Magnoliopsida, Brassicales, Brassicaceae.
AUGUCAAGGUUUGAAACAAGGGGAUACUUAGUCUACAAAGUCUCACACAAUGGAUGUGGUACCUUUGCAACUAUACAAGAAGCGAUAGAAGCAAUUCCAACUUCAAAUCGAAACAAAAAGCUUAUACUUGUGGAUUCCGGCAUCUACAUGGAAAGGGUCAUUGUUCACAAAAACAAGACCAACAUCUUGAUGCAAGGUAUGGGUUACUUGAGCACAUCGAUUGAGUGGAAUAAUACAGCAGCUUCUUGCAAUGGCAGUACUUUUGCUAGUUUCUCGGUUGCAAUACUUGGAGACAAAUUCACGGCCAAAAAUAUAAGUUUCAAGAACACCGCUCCGUCGCCAAAUCCUGGUGCAAUUGGGGGACAGGCAGUGGCUCUAAGGAUAAGAGGAGACAAAGUCGCGUUUUAUGGAUGUGGGUUCUAUGGACAUCAAGAUACGCUUCUAGACCAAGAAGGACGACAUUUCUACAAAGAGUGCUUCAUCGAAGGAUCGAUAGACUUUAUUUUCGGUAAUGCAAGGUCGCUUUACCAGGAUAGCACAAUUAGCUCGAUUGCAAAGGAGAAUACAGUCGGGUGUAUCACAGCAAAUGGAAGGGAAUCGCAGACCAAUCGAACGGGAUUCGUUUUUCUGAACUGCAAAAUUAAAGGCAGCGGGAAAGUGUGGCUCGGGCGCGCAUGGAAACCUUAUGCGACAGUGGUCUUCUCUAGGACAUAUAUGUCUCGAGUCGUUUCCCUUGAUGGAUGGAAUGACAUGAAAGAUCACAGCAGACAAAGGACGGUGUAUUACAGGGAACACCGGUGCUAUGGACCAGGAGCAAAUCACAGCGAAAGGGUUCCCUACGCGAAGCAACUCACGGAUGUAGAGGCUGCUCAUUUCACCAACAUCUCAUUUAUCAAUGGAGGCGAAUGGCUUUAG